This is a messenger RNA of Plasmodium vinckei vinckei, 1380 nucleotides long. RefSeq names its product conserved Plasmodium protein, unknown function. The record is from RefSeq and is a predicted model, not a curated record. The transcript has a single exon. Gene Ontology annotation, biological process: DNA-templated transcription. Bases 1 to 1380 code for a protein of 459 amino acids. Lineage: Eukaryota; Apicomplexa; Aconoidasida; Haemosporida; Plasmodiidae.
AUGAAAAGAAAAAGAAAAAAAAAACAACUAGGUGAUGGUGAAUAUAUUAUUGAUGAUAUGCUUGAAUCGAAUUAUGAAAGUGAUGGAGAUGAACUUAUUAAUGAAAACAAUUUACCAAAAGAAAGUGAUGACGAAUAUUUAUAUGAUCAAGAAUUAAAAAUAUAUACCGAUGAAGAUAUUGUAAAAGAAGAUCAAAUUUUAAAGGACGAAGUUUAUAGUGGUGAUUCAGAAUUUCUUGAAGAUGAUUAUACAUUUGGACGAAAAAGAAAAAAAAGAAAAACAAAAAAAAAUGUAAAAAAAGAUAAAAAAAUUAUUAUUAAAAAUGGAAAAAAUAUUUCUGAUGAAAAUAAAACCGCCAAUACAAUAAAUCAAAAUAUUUCAAAUGAUAAAAAAAUGGCUAGUCAAUUUGAAGAAAAAAAUAAUGCCCCUUCAACAGUUGAAAUGCCAAACAUAGUAAGCGAAGAAAAUGAAAUGAUUAGAAUUGAACCAGGUGAUAAAACAAUAGAUUUAAGUAAUGAAGAUAUGAAAAAAUAUGGAAAAGUAAUUAACAAAAUUAAACAAAGUUUAGACAAAGAAAAUAUAAAAGUAGAUACACAAUCUAUUAGUAAAAAUAUUGUAGAGAAUGUUAUAAGGAAAUAUAAAAAUAAAUUAGAUAUAAAAAUGAAAUUAUUUUCAAUUUGUAGUAACUUAUUAAGACAUGAUAAUUCAGAGUUGAGAAAAAAAAUAUUAAAUGGAGUUAUACAUUCUAGUGAUUUGGCAAAUAUGGAUGCAUCUGAUUUAGCUCCUAUAAGUUUACAAAAUAAAAGAAAAGAACAUGAAAAAAAAUAUUUUUAUGAAAGUAUUUAUUUACGUGAAAAUUAUAUAAAUAUAAAAAAUGCUAAAAAUAAUGAAGAGGAAUAUUAUCAGCCUAAUAUAUUAUAUGAUGAAAAACUUAACCAAAAUGAUGACCAUUCUAAUAAAAGAAAUAACACAAGUAGAAGUCGAAGUAAUUCUAGUAAUAUAAGCAGUAAUGUAUCUAAUUUUGAUAAAACUGAUAAAACAAAUGAAUCUUAUAAUGAUAAAAAAAAUGUUUUAUUAGAAACUGUUGAUAAAAAUAAUAAUGGCGAAAAAAAUGAAGCAUUCUCUCAACAAAUUAGUAAUAAUAAUUUAUCGAAUAUUAAAGAAAAAAAAAGAAAAAAAUCAAAAGAUGAAGAAGAUGAUAAUAAUACUUAUAUAAUACCCUCAAUAGAAAAAUAUGCCCUUGAAAAUACUUAUGAAAAUUUAAAAGCUGCUUAUAAAAAUAUGCCAAAAUAUGCUUCUUCCCCUAUCUUAACAUUUUUAGAUAAUUCAUAUAAUAGGGUUCUUUCAAUAAUCGAAGCAAGUAAAAAUGAAGAAUUAUAA